This is a messenger RNA of Prosopis cineraria, 677 nucleotides long. RefSeq names its product protein indeterminate-domain 14-like. The record is from RefSeq and is a predicted model, not a curated record. The coding region runs from base 71 to 571 and encodes 166 amino acids. Lineage: Eukaryota; Viridiplantae; Streptophyta; Magnoliopsida; Fabales; Fabaceae. Gene Ontology annotation, biological process: gravitropism. The transcript has a single exon. Gene Ontology annotation, cellular component: nucleus.
GGGCUUGAUCUAAGACUCGCCCAUCUACAAAGCACAAACACGUUCCUUUUCUCUCGUUCUCUGUUUUCAAAUGGAGGAGUCAGGCCACAAGGAGCUUCAGCUUCUACCUUCAUCUCUCAUGGCGUCGUCCGAUUCUCCUUUCUUACAAUUCCGAUCCGCGCUGUCGACGUCGUCGUCGUCGUCGUCCUCUACUGAAGGUGCGCCGCGCACGCCCUCACUGGACUUACAGUUGUCAAUCAGCCUAAGGCCAAUACAGCCGCCUCCGGAUUGCGAAUACAAGUGCGGCGACAGCGGUAGUGGAUUGAGCGUAGAGGCGAUGAAGUGGCAAUCGGCGGAGCAGAUUCGUCUGGCGGCGAUGGAGAAGGCGUACGCGGAGAGAGUGAGGGAGCUGACGAGGAGGGAGAUAGAGAUGGCGCAGUCGGAGUUCACACGUGCGAGGCACGUGUGGGAGAGAGCGAGGGAGGAGGUGCAGAGAGCCGAGAGAAUGAAAGAGAGAGCCACCGUUAAUCACAUUGGCUCUUCGUGCAUGGAGAUCACCUGCCAAUCUUGCAGGCGAAGGUUCAGGCCUUGAAAUUACUCUUUGCUCGCUUCAACCUCCGUUCACAACUUCUACUGAUCAAUUCAGCAGUGCUUGAUUUGAAUUAAAUACAAAUGAGUGUUCACUUGCUGACUUUAAA